AUGCCAGGCCUAGCUGUCCUGGGCCUCAGCCUAGCUGCACUCCUGGGCCUUGGGAUGGGGGCCUCCUUGUGCCUGUCACAGCAAUUCAAGGCACAAGGGGACUAUAUACUGGGUGGGCUAUUUCCCCUGGGCUCAACCGAGGAGGACACCCUCUACCAGAGAACACAACCCAAUGGCAUCUUGUGCACCAGGUUCUCAUCCCUUGGUCUGUUCCUGGUCAUGGCUAUGAAAAUGGCUGUGGAGGAGAUCAACAAUGGAUCUGCCUUGCUUCCUGGGCUGCGCCUGGGCUAUGACCUGUUUGACACGUGCUCAGAGCCCAUGGUCACCAUGAAGCCCAGUCUCAUGUUCCUGGCAAAGGUGGGCAGUCAAAGUAUUGCUGCCUACUGCAACUAUACACAGUACCAACCCCGUGUGCUGGCUGUCAUUGGGCCCCACUCAUCAGAGCUGGCCCUUAUUACAGGCAAGUUCUUCGGCUUCUUCCUCAUGCCACAGGUCAGCUACAGCGCCAGCAUGGAUCGGCUAAGUGACAGGGAAACAUUUCCAUCCUUCUUCCGCACGGUGCCCAGCGACCGGGUGCAGGUGGAGGCUAUUGUGACUCUGUUACAGAACUUCAGCUGGAACUGGGUGGCUGCCUUAGGUAGUGACGAUGACUAUGGCCGGGAAGGUCUGAGCAUCUUUUCUGGCCUGGCCAAUACGCGAGGUAUCUGCAUCGCACAUGAGGGCCUGGUGCCCCUGCAUGGCACCAGUGGCCAACAGUUUGGCAAGGUGCUGGAUGUGCUCCACCAAGUGAACCAAAGCAAAGUGCGAGUGGUGGUACUGUUUGCCUCCUCCCGUGCUGUCCACUCCCUUUUUGGCUACAGCAUCCAUCGUGGCCUCUCACCCAAGGUAUGGGUGGCUAGUGAGUCCUGGCUGACCUCUGACCUGGUCAUGACACUCCCCAAUGUUGCCCGUGUGGGCACUGUGCUUGGGUUUCUGCAGCGAGGUGCCCCGCUCCCCGAAUUCUCCCAUUAUGUGAAGACCCGCCUUGCCCUGGCUGCUGACCCAACAUUCUGUGCCUCACUGAAUGCUGAGUUGGACCUGGAGGAGCAAGUGAUGGGACAACGCUGUCCACAGUGUAACCACAUCAUGCUGCAGAACCUGUCAUCCGGAUUGCUGCAGAACCUAUCAGCUGGGCAGUUGCACCACCAGAUUUUUGCAACCUAUGCAGCUGUGUACAGUGUGGCCCAGGCCCUUCACAACACCCUACAGUGCAAUGUCUCAAGUUGUUCCACAUCAGAGCCUGUUCGACCCUGGCAGCUCCUGGAGAACAUGUACAACAUGAGUUUCCAUGCUCGAGACUUGACGCUGCAGUUUGAUAAUAAUGGGAAUGUACACAUGGAGUAUGACCUGAAGAUGUGGGUGUGGCAGCGCCCUAUACCUGUGUUACAUACUGUGGGCUCUUUCAAUGGCACCCUUCAGCUGCAGCACUCCAAGAUGCACUGGCCAGGGAACCAAGUGCCAGUGUCCCAGUGCUCCCGGCAGUGCAAAGACGGGCAGGUGCGCAGAGUAAAGGGCUUCCAUUCCUGCUGCUAUGACUGUGUGGACUGCAAGGCAGGCAGCUACCGGAAGCAUCCAGAUGACUUCACCUGUACCCAAUGUAAUCAGGAUCAGUGGUCCCCAGAGAAAAGCACAGUCUGCUUACCUCGCAGGCCUAAGUUCCUGGCUUGGGGAGAGCCAACUGUGCUGUUACUACUCCUAAUGCUUUGCCUGGUGCUAGGCCUAGCACUGGCCUCCCUCGGGCUCUUUGUCCACCACUGGGACAGCCCUCUUGUCCAGGCCUCAGGUGGGUCACUCUUCUGCUUUGGCCUGGUCUGCCUAGGCCUCUUCUGCCUCAGUGUCCUUCUGUUCCCAGGACGGCCGAGCCCUGCCAGCUGCCUUGCUCAACAGCCAUUGGCUCACCUUCCUCUCACAGGCUGCUUGAGCACACUCUUCCUGCAAGCAGCUGAGAUCUUUGUGGAGUCUGAGCUGCCACUGAGCUGGGCAAACAGGCUGCGUAGCUGCCUUCGGGGCCCCUGGGCUUGGCUGGUGGUACUACUGGCCAUUCUUGUGGAGGCAGCACUAUGUACCUGGUACUUGACAGCUUUCCCACCAAAGGUGAUGACAGACUGGCAGGUGCUACCCACAGAGGUACUGGAACACUGCCACAUGCAUACCUGGGUAAGCCUGGGCUUGGUACACAUCACCAAUGCAAUGCUGGCCUUCCUCUGCUUCCUGGGCACUUUCCUAGUACAGAGCCAGCCUGGUCGCUACAACCGCGCCCGUGGUCUCACCUUUGCCAUGCUAGCUUAUUUCAUCACCUGGGUCUCUUUCGUGCCCCUCCUGGCCAAUGUGCAGGUGGCUUACCAGCCAGCUGUACAGAUGGGGGCCAUUCUGCUCUGUGCUCUGGGCAUCCUGGCCACCUUCUACCUACCCAAGUGCUAUGUACUUCUGUGGCUGCCGAAGCUCAACACCCAGGAGUUCUUCCUGGGAGGGAGCCGCAAGGAAGCAGCAGACGGGAGCAACAGUGGGGGAGGUGGUGGUGGUGACUCGGGGACAAUGAGUGACCGCUGA
This is a messenger RNA of Phodopus roborovskii (desert hamster), 2589 nucleotides long. It is a transcript of the gene Tas1r3, whose product is annotated as taste 1 receptor member 3. The coding region runs from base 1 to 2589 and encodes 862 amino acids. The record is from RefSeq and is a predicted model, not a curated record. The transcript is spliced from 6 exons. Gene Ontology annotation, cellular component: membrane. Lineage: Eukaryota; Metazoa; Chordata; Mammalia; Rodentia; Cricetidae. Gene Ontology annotation, biological process: sensory perception of sweet taste; G protein-coupled receptor signaling pathway; sensory perception of umami taste. Gene Ontology annotation, molecular function: G protein-coupled receptor activity; sweet taste receptor activity.